AGCCUGGUUGGAAGCUACGAGGAGUCCAUCCUUAGCGGCCGAAUGUCCACGCUUCCGUCCAAACCAAUCUCGUUCAUUGCCGAAAUCGGCGUCAUUGGCCUGGCAAAGUGCAAAAGCUCGCUUAAAUGCCCGCCGCACCUGACUCUUCCCUUCCAUGCCUAUUUCUACGAACUGCCUGGGGACGAAAGCCCAUCCACACCGUACGUGGGCACGAUCUACUUGCAGAGCCAGGAGACUGGGGCUGACGGACCCGGCGACGGCAUUGGUAACGGCCACAGUGAAGUACCGGUCCGCGAGGAGCUGACUGUCUUUGAGCCCGAUCACACCCGAUUCAAGGCGAGCGAAGGAUAUCGCCUGCCUGGAAAGGGCCAGCUUCAAGUGAUCAUCAAAAACCAAAGCAGAACUGCCGCCAAGGUUUUCCUGCUCCAGUAUGACUUUCGCGAUAUGCCUCCGAACACCAAGACCUUUCUGCGACAGAAGGUCUACACC
Polychytrium aggregatum is the source of this 489-nucleotide messenger RNA. RefSeq lists its product as uncharacterized. The transcript is spliced from 3 exons. The annotation marks the transcript as partial. Lineage: Eukaryota; Fungi; Chytridiomycota; Chytridiomycetes; Polychytriales. The record is from RefSeq and is a predicted model, not a curated record.